AUCCACCGACGCGCAGCGCUGUGCGUGGAUCGUCUCGGACGGGCUUGCUUCACCCACAGGUAUCGGCUUCGUUAUAACUCCGCCAAGACGCGUGGGCUUUCCCACUGAAUUGUCAUUUGUUUUCUUAUCGUUCUGGACGCACCUAAAUUAGGCUAAGUGGUUGGAACUUAAGAAAUAAUAGAAAUUAACUGAAAAGCCCAAGGAUGGCGACAAUAGGAGACUUCGAUCCGCUCCACUCCAACGUACCUGCAACAAAGAUUGAAGUUACCGUCUCCUGCAGGAACCUGCUGGACAUGGACACCUUCUCUAAGUCAGAUCCUGUUGUGGUGCUCUAUGUACAGGCCAUCGGGACAAAGGAGUGGAGGGAGUUUGGCAGAACCGAAGUGAUUGACAACACGCUGAACCCCGACUUCGUGAGGAAGUUUGUCCUGGAUUUCUUCUUUGAGGAGAAGCAGAAUCUGCGCUUUGAUGUGUACAAUGUGGACUCCAGAAGUUCAAAUAUAUCAAAACAUAAGGACUUCCUGGGACAGACAUUCUGCACCCUGGGGGAGAUCAUCGGGUCCAAGGGCGGCCGACUGGAGAGGAUCCUCUCUGGGAUUCCGGGGAAGAAAUGCGGGACCAUUAUAUUCACCGCUGAGGAACUGAGCAACUGCCGGGACAUUGCUACCAUGCAGCUGUGUGCCAACAAACUGGACAAGAAGGACUUCUUUGGGAAGUCAGACCCCUUCCUGGUGUUUUACCGCAGUAACGAGGAUGGGACGUUCACUAUCUGCCACAAGACGGAGGUGAUAAAGAACACGCUGAACCCGGUGUGGCAGCCGUUCACCAUCCCCGUCCGGGCGCUUUGCAAUGGUGACUACGACAGAACGGUCAAGGUGGACGUGUACGACUGGGACAGAGACGGCAGCCAUGACUUCAUCGGCGAGUUCACCACCAGCUACAGAGAACUGUCUCGCGGCCAGAGCCAGUUCAACGUCUAUGAGGUUUUAAAUCCCAAAAAGAAAGGCAAAAAGAAAAAAUACAUCAAUUCCGGCACAGUGACUCUGCUGUCCUUCAAAGUGGAGUCGGAGUACACGUUCGUGGAUUUCAUCCGCGGAGGGACACAGCUGAACUUCACAGUAGCCAUAGACUUCACCGCGUCCAAUGGCAACCCAUCUCAGCCCACCUCUCUGCACUACAUGAACCCAUACCAGAUGAACGCCUAUGCCAUGGCCUUGAAGGCUGUGGGUGAGAUCAUACAGGACUACGACAGCGACAAGCUCUUCCCCGCGUACGGCUUCGGCGCCAAGCUGCCCCCAGACGGAAAGAUCUCACACGCGUUCCCUCUGAACUCCAACGGUGAAAAUCCCAACUGCGUGGGCAUCGAAGGCGUUCUGGAGGCUUACUUCCAGAGUCUGAGAACCGUGCAGCUGUACGGACCCACCAACUUCGCCCCCGUCAUCAACCAGGUGGCGCGGUCAGCGGCCGACGUGACGGACGGGUCUCAGUACUUCGUCCUGCUGAUGAUCACAGACGGGGUCAUCUCCGACAUGGUCCAGACCAAGGAGGCCGUGGUCAAUGCUUCAUCCUUGCCAAUGUCCAUCAUCAUCGUGGGAGUGGGACCUGCCGAGUUUGAUGCCAUGGAGGAGCUGGAUGGCGAUGAAGUCAGAGUGUCCUCUAGGGGGCGCGUUGCUGAGAGAGACAUUGUACAGUUCGUACCGUUCCGGGACUACAUCGACCGGUCGGGAAACCAGGUACUGAGCAUGGCCCGCCUGGCCAAAGACGUGCUGGCGGAGAUCCCUGAGCAGCUGCUGUCCUUCAUGAAGUCGCGGGGGAUCGAGCCCCGCCCAGCCCUGUCGGCCCCCCCCAAACCAGGGCUGAACAUGCGCAUCUGA
Megalops cyprinoides (Indo-Pacific tarpon) is the source of this 1874-nucleotide messenger RNA. Its product is annotated as copine-9-like. The coding region runs from base 204 to 1874 and encodes 556 amino acids. Gene Ontology annotation, molecular function: calcium-dependent phospholipid binding. The record is from RefSeq and is a predicted model, not a curated record. Gene Ontology annotation, biological process: cellular response to calcium ion. The transcript is spliced from 21 exons. Gene Ontology annotation, cellular component: plasma membrane. NCBI's taxonomy places the organism in Eukaryota, Metazoa, Chordata, Actinopteri, Elopiformes, Megalopidae.